Messenger RNA from Staurois parvus, 813 nucleotides. The record is from the annotation of a GenBank genome assembly. NCBI's taxonomy places the organism in Eukaryota, Metazoa, Chordata, Amphibia, Anura, Ranidae.
AUGAAGUGCUCGGAGCUAGUGCUGGUGCUCCUGUGUGUCCUGGUGUUGUCACAGGGACAAGAAAAACAUGAUUCAGUGGUUAAACUCGAUGGAGGAAUGUUCAAGAUGGGAACAAAUGCUCCUGACAGUAAAGAUGGAGAGGGUCCAGCUAGGCAAGUCACGGUGAAUCCAUUUGCCAUUGACAAGUAUCCAGUCACCAACCAGGAUUUCAGGGAAUAUGUACGAGCAACAAAGUAUAAGUCAGAAGCAGAGACAUUUGGAUGGAGUUUUGUCUUCGAAGAUUUUGUGACAGAUGAACUAAAGAAAAAAGUUACUCAGAAGUUGCAGUCUGCUCCAUGGUGGCUUCCUAUAGAAAGGGCAUUUUGGCGUCAGCCAGCAGGGCCAGGCUCAGGGAUCAAGGAGAAGCUGGAAUACCCAGUGCUGCAAGUCAGCUGGAAUGAUGCACAGGCCUUCUGUAAGUGGAGGGGGCAAAGACUGCCUACAGAAGAAGAGUGGGAGUUCGCUGCACGUGGGGGACUUAAAAGCAACACCUACCCAUGGGGGAAUCUAUUUCAAGCAAAUCGAAGCAAUCUUUGGCAGGGGGAGUUUCCCAGCCAAGACUCAGCUGAGGAUGGUUAUCAUGGGGUUUCUCCAGUAACAGCAUUUCCUGCACAGAAUGCUUAUGACACCUGGGAAUGGACAUCUACAGAAUACAAAGUACCUAAAGGGGCUAGUACACAGCGUGGACAGAUUAUGUAUGUAUUGCGUGGGGCUUCCUGGAUCGACACCGAAGAUGGUUCAGCCAAUCAUAAAGCACGUGUUACCACUAGGUAA